Molecule: messenger RNA, 813 nt
Organism: Encephalitozoon cuniculi GB-M1
Lineage: Eukaryota; Fungi; Microsporidia; Unikaryonidae
Product: Cdc50-like protein
Exons: 1
Coding region: 1-813 (270 amino acids)
Cellular component (GO): endoplasmic reticulum; Golgi apparatus; plasma membrane
Source: RefSeq, marked provisional
AUGAGUCUCUUGGAAUACAUGUCAACAGUAAAAAGGCAUCUCCUAUCCCAGAAGCUCCCGGGGACCUACAGAUCUGACUCCAACAGGAACUUCCUGUUCGUCUUCUUCAUCAUAGGGCUUCUGAACCUAAUACUUGGUGUGAUAGCAACAUUUGUGUACAGCAGCCUGAUGGAGACAACCAUCCCGUAUACGGAUGACCUGAGCACUGAUGUCUAUCUUCCCAGUGGGAAGAUUUAUCUUUUCCUGGAAAUGAGAGAGUUCUACCAGACCAAUUUGAGGUACAGCAAAAGCAUCAGCUAUGACCAGCUUAGGGGAGAAAGGCCAAAAAGCCUUAAUGCAGCUAGCCCGUUGUCCUACGAGGAUGGGAAGGCCAUAUAUCCUGCUGGGCUUCUCCCAAACAGCUUUCCCCACGAUGAAUAUGAGAUUGACGGAGUGGAGAUUGAGACUGACGGAAUUUCAUGGGAAUCUGAGAGGAAUAUAGUAAGGCCACCCUCCUAUACAAGGGAUGAGGUUGUCGCCCCUCCCCUGUGGCCAAACUACACCGAGGUUCCUGACCUAAGUCUCAACGAGAGGUUUACAAACUGGAUUUAUAUAGCACCUUUUCCGAGCUUUAGGAAGCUUUGGGGAGUAAUUGACGUAGCAACAGAAGGAACAUACACGUUGAACAUCACAUCAAGAUUUCCAUAUGGAGAUAAGCGUGUAUCGCUCAUUCAAUCAUCAGUGAUAGGAUCUAAGAACUAUUUCCUGUCCAUUGGGCUGAUACUUGUUGGGCUAUCAAUGAUUCUGCUUUCUCUUCAUUAUCACUGUGAAUAG